Penicilliopsis zonata CBS 506.65 is the source of this 1041-nucleotide messenger RNA. RefSeq lists its product as hypothetical. The record is from RefSeq and is a predicted model, not a curated record. Lineage: Eukaryota; Fungi; Ascomycota; Eurotiomycetes; Eurotiales; Aspergillaceae. The coding region runs from base 1 to 1041 and encodes 346 amino acids. Gene Ontology annotation, molecular function: nitronate monooxygenase activity. The transcript has a single exon.
AUGUCCCUCCAUACCCCCCUCUGCUCCCUCCUUCACAUCCAACACCCCAUCCUGCUGGCCGGGAUGGCACGCACUUCAGGCGCCGCUCUCGCUGCCGCAGUUUCCAACGCUGGAGGUCUAGGCACCAUCGGUGGACUCGGAUACAAGCCGUCCCAGCUGCGAGAGAUGCUGACCGAACUGAAGAGUCUGCUGCGUGACCCGUCACUGCCCUUUGCGGUUGACCUUGCUCUCCCGCAGGUCGGCGGUGGCGCGCGUGCGACCAACCACGAUUACACGGAGGGCCAUCUGGACGAACUGAUCGAAGAAGUUAUCUCGGCAGGAGCCAAGCUGUUUGUCUCUGCCGUCGGGGUACCGCCGGCACGCACGAUCCGGCGCUUACACGAGGCCGGAAUCCUGGUGAUGAACAUGGUGGGCGCGCCACGGCAUGCAGAGAAGGCGCUGGAGGCGGGCGUCGACAUUGUGUGUGCGCAGGGCGGGGAAGGCGGCGGCCAUACGGGAGAUGUCCCAUUCUCAGUGCUGGUGCCUGCUGUCGUGGAUGUGGCGAGCCGGUACACGAGCCCGCUGACAGGGCAGAAGGUGCUGGUGGUGGCCGCGGGGGGGAUCAAUGACGGACGCAGUCUGGCGGCUUCGCUGAUGCUGGGCGCAGCGGGUGUUUGGGUCGGCACGCGGUUUGUGGCCACUGUUGAAAGCGGCGCCAGCAAGCUUCAUAAGGAGGCUGUCGUCGCCGCGCGCUUCGGCCAGACGAGACGCACCCUGGUCGUCUCCGGGCGACCGCUGCGUAUGCUGCCCAACCAGUAUAUUGACGAGUGGGAAAAGAAACCGGAGGAGAUUGCGCGCCUGACAGCUCGUGGGGUCGUACCGUUGGAAGACGAUCUCGAACAUGGUAGGGAGAUCGACCUGCCCUUCCUCAUGGGCGACGUCGCGGCUGUUAUCCGUGAGAUCAAGCCAGCGGCCAUUAUCGUGCAAGAAAUGGUUCAACAGGCGACGGAGGUAUUGACGCGGGGGGCGUCCUAUGUCCAGGGGCCGACAAGCAAGCUAUAG